GUGACUCCCGUGCAUACCCUAAUGGGUAUGAAGGAGCUCAAGCCGCACGAAGAGCUCAUGCAGGAGGGCAUUCUAGUGGAGUACGAUGAUAGCAAGGGCAACGCCAUGUUUGUCUCCCACCAGUGGGCAGGCGCCGAGCAUCCUGACCCCAAUUUCGAGCAGUUCACGGUCUUGCAGGAUGCGCUGAGGAACGCCAUGUCAGGGACUUCUUUGAUAUCAGGUAACAUCAGCAUAGAGCUGUACACCGGCCAGCAGGUUUGCGUGUCAGCCAAGGACCUGACCUCCAAGGCGCUCUACAUUUGGUAUGACUUCUUCUCAUGCCCGCAGUCUUCUGCGAGGGCCCAUGACCGCCAGCUGGCUAUCAGUAGCAUCCCCGCCUAUGUCGACCGGUGUCAGUUCUUCGUGAUCCUGUGCCCCCAUGUCCGUCACGCCAAGCACCAGCUGCUGCUGAACAAGCGCAGUUGGGAAAGUCGCGGAUGGUGCAGGCUCGAGCGCGUAGCGCGCGAGCUGAGCACGAGGGCUGACACCGGGGUCUCCAUCGAGAUCCAGGGCGCAACGCACCAAUCGCAGGCUGCCGCGUUUGGUUGGGUCCAGGCGCCUGUGGGAACUGGAAGCUUUACCGUGCCCUCUGACAAGGAGAAGAUUGCACAGGUCUUGCAGCGCAUGGUGAGGAAGAAGCUGCACUACUACUUGGUGAGAGGGGACCUCCACAGCUACAGGCUCAUGCUGAACAUCCAGCGGGUUCACUACAAAGAUCUCCACAUCAAUCCUAUUGAGGGAUUGGUGCCUGGCUUUGUAUCGGAGUCGCAUGACCCAGCAGUCUAUGCUGCCGAGAGCUUUAUGUUCCAGAAUGGGUUCAAUUCUAUCAACCAGCGCACAGCAGAAGGCUGGACACCAAUUUGCUUUGCUGCCGUGGACGGCAGCCCUAUGUUGAUCUCGGCCCUGUUGGAGCAACGGGCGGACGUCAACGAUCGGAUGAAGCAACGAGAGCCAGCCAGCCAAUUCGGGCAAGACACCCCCUUACUCCACAUGUGCGCCUUCUUGACCAACAACGAGGCGCUUAGAGUUCUCAUCAGCAGCCGAGCUGAUGUAGCCGCCAGAGACGGUUUUGGGGCGACGGCUUUGGUUUGGGCUGCCUUCUCUAACAAUGUGGAGGGAAUCAAGGCACUCUGGGCGGCUGGCUGUGACCCUGCAGCUGUGAACAUGCUGGGCUACUCUCCUUUCCGAGUGGCCAGCGCAGUCGGGCGCGUGGAUGCCAUGAACGAACUGCUUCCGCACACAUCCAAAGAGGAGAUCAACCUGGCUCUGCAUGCUGCGAUGCUGCAAGGCGGGGGAUCCGCCGAGGUGAUGUCGACAUUGUUACGCGUUGGAGCAGAGGUGGACUUCAAGCUGAACAUGCCGCUGAUCAGCCCCCUCGGCAUUUGGUUUGGCUGCCUCAGCCUGCGACACCGAUGGAAAUCCUCCCUUCUGAGCUCCUAUGCCUACCAUCACUACGGGGCCACGCCCCUCAUGUGCAGCGUCAUCACGGGCUCGUUCGAGGCGACUGCAGUGCUCUUAGCCGCCGGGGCGCGCACGGAUCUACGGAACCUCGCUCGUUGUUGUGGGGAAUCAUGGGGCUUGAAUAGGGUUCGGGUGCCGGUAUUCAGGUUGGGAGUUAAGGUUUGCCCAUACUAA
Messenger RNA from Symbiodinium pilosum, 1674 nucleotides. NCBI's taxonomy places the organism in Eukaryota, Dinophyceae, Suessiales, Symbiodiniaceae. The record is from the annotation of a GenBank genome assembly.